UUUAGACCACUUUAGCAAGUGGUUGGGGACUGAUGAAAGGCGAGCACAUGCAGUCCAGCACCACUGACCUAAGGACACGCUACCUCAAAUUCCUGAUUGCUUUCUCUCCACCUACCAAAGAGAGGUUUAAAAAGGAGUCUGCAGAAACUCCAGAAAGCUUUUUACACUUGGAUGCAGCUAGGGAAAGACCUCCUAUAAGAGAAUACUAAAAAACACUGAGAAUCCAUCGCUUAUCUUUUGAGCAAAGAAUAAUGAAGAUGCUACAUGUGGAUUUACUCAUUAUAGGUUUCUGCUUUGGGCUGGGAUCCCAAUACGGUGUUUUUGGCAAGAGACAGUAUCAGAUCCAAAACGGCCCGUGUAGCUACACUUUUCUGCUGCCUGAGCAAGAAAACUGCCAAAGCACCUACAACUACCCGGAUCAGAAGGAUGGACCUAUGGACGAUGAGUCGGUUCAGAGACUGGAACAACUGGAGAUGGGAAUGGAGAACAACACGCAGUGGCUGCUUAAGUUGGAGAACCACAUACAGGACAGCCUGAAGCGGGACAUGCUUCAGCUCCAGCAGACAGCCGUACACAACCACACGGCCACGAUGAUUGAAAUUGGGGCAAACCUGCUGAGUCAAACUGCUGAGCAAACAAGGAAGCUCACUAAUGUGGAAGCACAGGUAAUCCAUCAUACAACUCGACUUGAGCGCCGGCUUCUUGAAAACUCCCUGUCGACCAACAAGUUGGAAAAACAACUCAUUGUCCAGACAAAUGAAAUCAACAAACUGAAUGAUAAAAACAGCCUACUAGAGAAAAAAGUGCUUGAGAUCGAGCAGCAGAGGCAGGUGGAGCUCAAAACACUUAAAGAAGAAAAGGAGCAGCUUCAGUCCUUAAUACUGAGGCAGACGGCCAUCAUCGGGGAACUGGAGCAGCAGCUGCUCAAAGUCUCCUCCAACAACUCUGUGUUACACCACCAACAGCAGGAGUUAUUGGACACAGUGAACAGCCUCAUACAAACAUUAUCUACUGGUUCUGUUCGAGAGCCCAAAAUUGCCAUGAUGCAAGAUACUCCGACCACAUACAUGGACUGUGCUGCUAUCUACAAGUCAGGAAACAUCAAAAGUGGCGUCUACACUCUCACAAUCCCCAACACCACCACAGAGGUUAAGGCUUUCUGUGACAUGGAGACAGAAGGAGGCGGCUGGACGGUACUACAAAAACGCUUCGAGGGCCGUGUUGACUUUCACCGUACGUGGCAGGAGUACAAAAAGGGAUUUGGAGAACCUGCAGGUGAAUACUGGCUGGGAAAUGAAUUUGUCUCUACACUGACAAAUCAACAAACCUACAAGCUAAGGAUCCAGCUGAGCGACUGGGAAGGAAACGCUGCUUUCUCUCAAUAUGAUCAAUUCUCUCUUGACGGCGAAGCACAAAAUUACAGGAUACACCUUAAAGGCUACAGUGGAACAGCAGGCAAAAUAAGCAGCAUUGGGCAGCCAGGAAGUGAUUUUAGUACAAAGGAUGCAGACAAUGACAAAUGUGUUUGCAAGUGUUCACAACUGACAACAGGAGGCUGGUGGUUCGAUGCCUGCGGCCCAUCCAAUUUGAACGGGAUGUAUUACCAGAAUGGCCAGAACUCCAACCGCUUCAAUGGAAUCAAAUGGUACUACUGGAAAGGCUCGGGAUACUCGCUGAAGUCAACUACCAUGAUGAUCAGACCGACAGACUUCUCAGCCUUGCUUUGAGCCCACGUUCAUUAAGGGAAGCGAGACAGAUAAGCUGCCCAGAAAACACCUGUACCAAAAAUCAAGGUUCCAGAGGAAGCCAAAGCACUUCAUAAAUGUGUUUCUGAUUAAAUUUGUCCUUAUUUAUGUCUUUAUAGGUUUGAUCUCAAGGGUUUGUGCACAUAGAAAUGCAGAUAUACCUUAGGCCUAGCAGUUAUAUUCUAUUGAGAGGAAACGAGAAGCCAGCGUAAAAGUGAGAAACAUAAAUAUAUAAGUUAUCCUUUAGCACAAUUUAAGUAUUUGCCCAACUGUGAUUAGAAUAUCAGCUGAUGAAAUUGUAUAGACCAUGGUACAAGACGCAGAUUAAUAACUGGCUCAAAGGUUUUUCUUUUAUGCAUUACAGAUGUUUUUACACAUUAAAUGUUAAAUCCACAAGAAUGUUUUUCUACAGAUCCAUUGUUGUUUUUAACAGAAUGUAUGUACAUUUGUUGUUUAAUUUAUAUGUCCAUAUUAGGGAUGGUAUUUAAGUCUAUUACAUAUUAAACUAAGUGUUAGAGUUUGAGUUUAUUUUUUUUGACUAUGUCUAUGCAAACAAACUCAAGCAAAUGUAUUUUAAUAUAUUCUGCCAUAGCUCCAGACAUUUCCAUACAUGACAAUGCUUUUGCAUUAGAACGGUAUUUUGUGAAUUAUUUUUGUCUUGAAGGAGCUGAAAUUGUGAUAAAGAUGGCAAGUGUAGUUUAUUUUCAUUAAUUAGUUUUAGAAGCCUUUUCAUUACUUAAGCUGAACACCGUGAACUAGACCAGACUUAAGCUUGCUUUGUGUUAGCCGACACACAGACCAAGUUCAUAACUCUAAACUGCUUCACACUUCUGGAAAAUUGUCUAAGUUGUCAAGUGAAAUAUUUUCUUGGUUUUCUCAAGUGCAACAUACACAAUAAACUUAAAUUGAUCGAAA
Molecule: messenger RNA, 2660 nt
Organism: Fundulus heteroclitus (mummichog)
Lineage: Eukaryota; Metazoa; Chordata; Actinopteri; Cyprinodontiformes; Fundulidae
Gene: angpt2a
Product: angiopoietin 2a
Exons: 9
Coding region: 252-1727 (491 amino acids)
Biological process (GO): Tie signaling pathway
Molecular function (GO): receptor tyrosine kinase binding
Source: RefSeq, a predicted model, not a curated record